This is a messenger RNA of Hyalella azteca, 610 nucleotides long. RefSeq lists its product as uncharacterized. Lineage: Eukaryota; Metazoa; Arthropoda; Malacostraca; Amphipoda; Hyalellidae. The coding region runs from base 53 to 493 and encodes 146 amino acids. The transcript is spliced from 5 exons. The record is from RefSeq and is a predicted model, not a curated record.
GCACCGCUGCCACGACCUGCCAUCGCACCGCUGCCACGACCACAGAGAAAAGAUGACGCGAGCUCUGAUGCUUCUGAUCGCCGCCGCCGCCGCUGCCUCGUCCGCGGCAGGUGUAUCCCCGUGUAGAGAAGCGAUGGCGGAGGGAAAUGACGUCAUCGCCACUGCCUCCUAUACUUGCUACGAGCAGCACAGAGAUGACUGGGAUAAGUUUUCUUCAAAUUCAAAAUGCACCAACAUCACAAGUUUGACUAGGUACGAUGCAGCAACAUGCGACCCAAUUCUGUUCAAAUAUUCUAAGUGCUCGUUGCAAGUAACCAAGCUCCUGAAACCGAACAACACAAUGGACCAUAAGGCUUUCCAAACGAUUACGCUGAAGAACAAAUGCAGCACUGAUGCCAACUUCGCAAAAGCUUACCCGAAGUGCAAAAGGACCACCAUGAAAUAUUUGAACGUAAUCCGGCUCUUCGUGUGCCUCAAAGCUGCCGUGCCCUAAUCCGCUCACCCAAUGGAGGAGAAUCCACUGACUCGGAACAAGACUGACUGAACUCGCCCUCUCUUUUCGUGCACGGGAUUUUUUAUUUCUAUAUUAAAUUUGUUGGGGUUUCUGCAA